Molecule: messenger RNA, 201 nt
Organism: Merops nubicus (carmine bee-eater)
Lineage: Eukaryota; Metazoa; Chordata; Aves; Coraciiformes; Meropidae
Gene: SH2D1A
Product: SH2 domain containing 1A
Exons: 2
Source: RefSeq, a predicted model, not a curated record
AUGGACGCGCUGCCCAUCUACCACGGGGGCAUCACCCGUGAGGCUGGGGAGAGGCUGCUGCUGGCGGCGGGCACCGACGGCAGCUACCUGCUGCGGGACAGCGAGAGCAUCCCGGGAGCCUACUGCCUCUGCGUGCUGCAUCAGGGUUACGUUUAUACCUACAGAGUGUCCAAGACAGAAAGUGGAUCCUGGAGUGCUGAG